AUGUACUCCCCGGGGCCCGCAUUCUUUGCUGCGAUAAAGGACGUACCUACUGGGUCGUUGAACACUCCGUUCACCGUGGUGGCAGCUGGAAUGGCGAAAUGGCUGGAUAUUUACAGCGGGGUUCUGAUGGUUAGGGUUUUGCUCAGCUGGUUUCCUAAUAUUCCCUGGGACAGGCAGCCGUUAUCUGCAAAUCGGGACCUAUGCGAUCCGUACUUGAAUCUUUUCAGGAAUAUAAUGCCUCCAAUUUUCGAUACACUUGAUGUUAGCCCACUUCUGGCAUUUGCUGUUUUGGGGACUCUUGGCUCAAUUCUAAAUAGCAGCAGGGGAGCUUACUGA
Fraxinus pennsylvanica is the source of this 336-nucleotide messenger RNA. The record is from the annotation of a GenBank genome assembly. Lineage: Eukaryota; Viridiplantae; Streptophyta; Magnoliopsida; Lamiales; Oleaceae.